AUGGGCCAUUUCAAUCCUGAGCCAGAAUUGAAAAAACCGUGGAUUGAGACGCCAUUGAUUGAGUCGGCGGUAUUUUCCAAGGCUGCGGGGUGCAGAGUAUUCCUUAAGAUUGAGACGCUUCAACCGUCCGGCUCGUUUAAAUCACGGGGCAUUGGGAAUUUGAUACUCUCAUCUCUUUCUGAUCCAACAAACAAUGGGAAGACCCUGCAUUUCUUCAGCUCUUCCGGGGGUAACGCUGGACUUGCCGCAGUUGUGGCGGCUAGGGAUCUUGGCUGUGCCUGUACUGUGGUCGUGCCCCUGAGCGCCCAGCCUAUGAUGGUUCAAAAGCUUCGCACAGCAGGUGCUUCGGAUGUCAUCAUCCACGGCGCCAGUUGGUUCGAAGCCGAUAGGUAUCUGCGAGAGACGUUCAUCGAAAACCAAAGCAACGAACCCGGUUCCUCAGCCAGAAACAUUUAUGUCCCACCUUUCGAUGACCAUCGGAUUUGGCAAGGGGCGGGAAGUCUGGUUGAUGAGAUGGUAAAGCAGUUGCCCCCAAGACAAAACAGCUUCCCAGCAGAGGCAAUUGUCUGCAGCGUUGGUGGUGGUGGACUUUUGAAUGGGAUCGUCGACGGUCUGGAAAGACAUUUACCAGCCAAGCACCCGACCUCGCUUCCGGAGGAGGUGAAGAAGGUUCGAAUCAUCGCCACUGAAACGGAUGGCGCGCAUUCGUUGGCACAUUCACUGCGUCAGGGCUCUUUGCAAUCUCUACCUGCCAUUACAUCGCAGGCAAACACCCUCGGAGCGCUAUGUGUUGCACCGCAGACCUUCAAAAACGCAUACUCUCCUCCGUCUGGGGUCGAAGUGACCAGCGUUGUGGGAACUGAUGCGGAUGCAGCAAGAGGAGUCGUGCGAUUGUGUGACGAGUUGCGGUUGGAGGUUGAGCUUGCUUGUGGUAUCAGUGUACAAGUUGGGCUGGAAAGGCUGAAAGAAGUCUUGCCAGACUUGACACCGGAUACUCGAGUGGUGAUCAUUGUUUGUGGCGGAAGUGGUGUUACCCCGGAGAUGAUCGCGGACUACCGUCAAAAGCUUCAGAAUGGGUGGCAGUGA
This is a messenger RNA of Penicillium brevicompactum, 1086 nucleotides long. RefSeq names its product putative L-serine dehydratase. Bases 1 to 1086 code for a protein of 361 amino acids. Gene Ontology annotation, molecular function: L-serine ammonia-lyase activity; threonine deaminase activity; pyridoxal phosphate binding. Gene Ontology annotation, biological process: L-threonine catabolic process; L-serine catabolic process. NCBI's taxonomy places the organism in Eukaryota, Fungi, Ascomycota, Eurotiomycetes, Eurotiales, Aspergillaceae. The record is from RefSeq and is a predicted model, not a curated record. The transcript has 3 exons.